Messenger RNA from Meyerozyma guilliermondii ATCC 6260, 348 nucleotides. RefSeq names its product 40S ribosomal protein uS19 (gene RPS15). NCBI's taxonomy places the organism in Eukaryota, Fungi, Ascomycota, Pichiomycetes, Serinales, Debaryomycetaceae. Bases 1 to 348 code for a protein of 115 amino acids. The record is from RefSeq and is a predicted model, not a curated record. Gene Ontology annotation, cellular component: ribosome; cytosolic small ribosomal subunit. The transcript has a single exon. Gene Ontology annotation, biological process: ribosomal small subunit assembly; translation. Gene Ontology annotation, molecular function: structural constituent of ribosome; RNA binding.
AUGCCAACCGAAGAAUUCACCAAGUUGUGCGGUGCCAGAGUUAGAAGAAGAUUCUCCAGAGGAUUGGGAUCCAAGCCUAUGGGUUUGAUCAACAAAUUGAGAGCCGCCAAGUUGGCUACCGAGCCAAAUGAGAAGCCUGCUGUCGUCAAGACCCACUUGAGAAACAUGAUUGUUGUGCCAGAAAUGAUCGGAUCUGUUGUUGGUGUGUACAACGGUAAGGUUUUCAACACCGUUGAGAUCAAACCAGAGAUGGUUGGCCACUACUUGGGUGAAUUCUCCAUCACCUACACUCCAGUCAGACACGGUAGAGCCGGUAACGCUUCUGCCAGAUUCAUCCCAUUGAGAUAG